CAGAGAAAAGAGCCUCGUGACUCUUUUCCCGGCUGGUACACGAGGCCCGCCCUCUCUCCUGGUGUCUUGCGGAAAGCCGGUUCGAACACUGGAGAACUUUUCUCUCGAGCAAUUUCAUUCCUUGUGUUGUCUCUCCUUCUCUCUAGCUCUUCAUUUACACGAAUCCAUUCUCACCUGUCACUCUUUCGCGCGACCUCUCUGUUUCAAGCUUCCUCUGCACCAUUUAGGGUCUACCACUCUCCUUCAAUUUCUCCAUUUCUUUCCCCUUCUGAGACCUUCUGUCGACGGUACCCUGAAUAUCCCUCUCCAUUCUCUCUUUUUCUCCUUCUUCUUCUCUGUUUCUACCUGCGUCUUACUCCACCUCUCUGUCUAUUUCCCCCUCUCUCUGUCGCGUUGCCUCUCUACCUCUCCCUUACUCCAUCUCAUCCCCUGUGUACCUCAAACACACUCUCUCUCUUUCUCUCUAUCUCUUUACCUCUCGACUUCUUCCUCUCUCUCCUUUUCUCGCUGCCUCCAACGCCUGUGUAUGUUGUUCUUCCUGUCUGGUUGCUACGGCUGAGAUGACGUUCGUUCCACCCUCGCAUGCGCCUCCGAGUUCCAAAUCGAAAACGAAUUCUCUCUUCGCAGAGACGUUCGUCUCCCCCAGCUUCCUUCUUGCCAACAGCAAUGAGGCAGAGUUCUCCCAGAGACCGUCCAGGCUGUGGGCAGGCUUCUGUCUCUCCUUCCCGCUCUCCUUCUUCCUCUCUCUCAUGUGAAGAGGACGAACGGGCAGCCUCUGUUUCGAGAAAGGGUCGCUGCCAUACGGGCGGAAAUGACGAUGACACGGAGGAGACGGCGGGCGCUCUCUCGUUCGUCCGGGAAGAGCCUCUGCGAAUUUCGGCGAGACUGGUUCUCAGACAGUGCUACUACGUCUUGACGUGUCAGCUCUCUUCGCCUCCCCCCACUUCGCCCGGUCCCCGGCCUCCUCCUUCUUCUUCUUCUUCUUCCUUUUCUUCUUCCUCUGCUGCGCCUCGCUGUUUCUUGUCUGUCUCGGCGAGGCAAGAGGCCUCUGGAGCUGUUUACUUCGGGCGUUUUCCUCACUCCUUCAUUGAGGAAAUGACGAGACGGACCGGACGCUUCGCCUCCAUGAAGGCGUUCUGGGAACUGCUGCUUCAGGCUCUUCGACGGCGCGCCGGGCAGACACAGAGUUCCGAGAAAAACGAACAGGACGUGACAGUCAACCUCUGGGACGUGACCGACUUGGAGGCCCUGCGGCGCUCUGCUGGGGGAGAAAGUUCGUCUUCUCUCUCUUCAGAAGACAAGCACUUCCUCAUCAUCACCCACCGCGUCGAGGCCCGCAAAGUGCACUACCCGCUCGCGUUGCAGAGACAAGGCGAGAAACACGAGGGCGCUGAGGCGUCGAAAGAGAAGCUCCGAGGAGGCGAGAGAAACCCAGAGGUGCCAAGUCCCCGCGACUCACCGCCUGUCUGUACACUCCAACGAGACUAUGCACAAGCGAGCAGACAAGAAAAAUCCGAUCCAGUGCGCUCUCUGUCUCUCCCGGAAACGGGGCACGGAAUUCCCAGAAGACUCUCGACAUCGCAAGAGAGAGGCUCUGUCUCCUCUGCUUCCGAGUCUCCCUUGGCUGGAUCCUUGCCGCGCCUCUCAGCGCCACCUCCUGUAGCUGCCGUUGAAAUCUCUUCUGUUCGCUCUGUCUGUUCGCUGUCUCCGAAGCCUGUUUCUUCCUCGCUGUCUCCAAGCAAUCCCAGCUGCGUCUGUAGAGGAGAGACACUUUCCCGGGCGACGUCGGCCAAGCGAAGCGAACGCCCGAAGGACGCGAGCCGCGAUCCUUCCGCGAGGUGCCACGAGGGCGGAGCUGCUGAGGAAACGCGCCGCCUCACCAUGAGACUCAACCACGCCGAGAGGGAACUGCAUGUGACAACUCGACAGCUGGAUGCAGAGAGACACCUCCGAGCGCGCGAGACGGCGCGCCUGAAGGAGGAACUUGACAAGGCCCGACGAACAGAAAGCGCGCUGAGAAAUCGGAUUCGGGAGUUGGAAGCAACGCUCAGACUCACUACCUUUCGACCCUUUCGCUCUUCAAGUGCCUCCUCUCUGCUGCCUCAGUCGGGCGGUCGUUCGCUCAUGCCCUCUCCUCGUGUCUCCUCGGCGGCUUCGUCCCGGCGGGGCAGCGCCGCGACUGCUCCGGGUGUCUUUGCUUCGGGCUCGAAGGCCGCUAGCUGCCCCCCGCCGUGGCUACCGGGUUCGUCCGCUAGUCGGGCUCCGUCGGACUCGGCCGCCGCCUCCAGUCAGCGCGCCCUGUCGGCUGGCCGCUUCGACGCCCUUCGCCGCAGGUCGCCUUCCGCUUCGCGCUCCGUUGCGGCCUUCGGCGCCAGUGCCUCAGGUGUACAUACACCUGGAGUCGCAGUACGCUACGUCCGGCGCGGUGGCGGUGCCCUGGUGCCUGUUCCUAUCGACGAUUCUCCAGACCUUUUGACUCGCGGCCGAGAGAGACGAAGAAGUUCGACCACCAGUUUCGCAAGCAGCGACGCAAGCACCGCAGGAAGAGAGAGACCAAACAGUUGCUCCCUGUCUGUAGACGGUGGAACGUCCCGCGGAAGAACUAGCAGGUUUUCGCGCCCGCCGCUAAGUCGCUCCGCCUCCCUGCGACUCACCUCUUCCGGCCUCUCGCCGCAGUCGUCGCUCUACGGCGCUUCUCCUCGCCCUGACUUCUCCUCUGUCUCUUCUCGUGGAGGUCCUGCGCUUGGCGCGUCUCUGGAGCGAGGCCCGAUCCGCCGUCCCUCCCCGGUUCGCUCUUUUUCUUCUCCUCGACCCACGUCUCGGCCUGUUGGAGCCCAGGCUCUCCCUGGGUCUCCUUCUCGAGUGUGGGGCAAGAGAGACAGCGCACUUCCUCACGUCGGAGAUAACCACAGAAGCAGCCGCCAGCAACUUCUGCGAGGCGUCGACUGCAAGUCGACUGGAGCCGCCGGCGGCUUCCAGGGCCAGCGUCUCCGUGCUUCUCUUCAGGAGCCUGCAUCCUCUGUCUCCUCCUCUAGAGGUGUCUCCGCGUCCCAAAAAGACUCCCCGUGGGCUCUCCCGCGGCGCGCAGCCAGAGGCCCUCUUCUCCCCCCAGGCCCGCCCUACACAGACGACGAAGACGGGAUCUCUCUUUCCAAUCAAGGCUGUCAUCACCCAAGAAGCGAAGGUGACCGUCGAGGCGCCGAGUGUCUGCACGCCCCCCACCAAGCCCCGCCUGUACCUUUGCCAGAGACAGGAAACAGCCGCGGAGACAGCGCCUACGUGAUGAUUCCUGUCGCGGAGCUCAAGCGGCUGCUGCGGAGUGCACCGGACCGCGAACCGGAGGAACAAAGAAGGCACCUCGGCGGGUCUUCUUCUCUUCCUCUCGAGGCCUCUGCUGACAGAACUCUUUCGGGCGGAAGCGCUGAGCAUGCAAGCCGCUCAGAGCCUGCAAGCCGCUCAGAGCCUAGAAAGGGAGAGACGGGUCUCCCUUGUGAGAUGGCGCACGAUUUCCUGGCACACCCGAGAGAUUCUUGCGGGGGGCUUUUGUCUGUCGACUCGCAGGACCUGUCUAGUGAGUUUCAUGCCAGUCCAUCCGGCCAAGAUGGAGGCUGUCUGUCUAAGGGCGACGCCUCGCUCGCGAUCUCAGAGGCACGGCUUCCCGUUUUCCAAGGCCCCCAGGGGGGGGCUGCGACUCCGGAGAGGCUUGUGGAGUCGAAAACUCGGCUGAGGCCGGUGGUUUUGCGCGAGGAGACAGAAGGACCUAUGGAGCUGGUAGAGGGUCCUGCGUAUGUCGCGCGCUAUCCACGGGGUGUGGCGAAAGUGUCUCUGCCUUAUCUGUUGAUGGAUUGCAGAGGAGAAGAACCAGGCAGCCUCAGUUCCGCAGGAUGUCAGCUGAGAAAGAGGGCAGCGGCGAGAGAAAGAGGAGAGAAGGACGAGAGGGAAGCAGGGCAAAGGUCGACUGGCAGACUCGCCGACUGUCCUUGCGUGAGUCUGAGUCCAUACCCCGGAGAAAGUGAAGAUGCGCGAGAGACAGAGAGGCUCCAGAAAGAGCCUUUCUCCCCACAAACGCUGGGAUGCCUGAGGGUCGGUGAGGGCGAAAACUCGGAACAAUCAGAAGACACGAAAGGUUUCGUGCCUUUUUCAGAAAAGAUGAAGACCGACAGUGGGCACAGCGCAUACUCGGAAAUCGAUCGCAGACUGUCUGCGCUCCAGGAAUUCCUCAAAUCCACAAGACACACCUUCAAGAUGCUCGAGAGAGCAGAGAGUUCUGCUCCCUAAUCGAAGUGUGGUUGGCGGGACUUUGAGUGCUUGUUGGGGUGUUCACAACUCUCUUGGCUAGUAUCCAUGCGUGAUCACUUGACUCGUGGUGCGCUUUCUUCUGUUCCGACUGGUGAACAGACACCCCAGACAGACGGCUCUUGUCAACUGACAUGUGCAUUUCGAGAUUCGGGAAACACUCAAGGAAAUAUAGAAGC
Molecule: messenger RNA, 4475 nt
Organism: Toxoplasma gondii ME49
Lineage: Eukaryota; Apicomplexa; Conoidasida; Eucoccidiorida; Sarcocystidae
Exons: 10
Coding region: 583-4278 (1231 amino acids)
Source: RefSeq, a predicted model, not a curated record